Molecule: messenger RNA, 2597 nt
Organism: Dalotia coriaria
Lineage: Eukaryota; Metazoa; Arthropoda; Insecta; Coleoptera; Staphylinidae
Product: BTB/POZ domain-containing protein KCTD3
Exons: 12
Coding region: 210-2432 (740 amino acids)
Biological process (GO): protein homooligomerization
Molecular function (GO): protein binding
Source: RefSeq, a predicted model, not a curated record
AGUAGUAAUGCACAGCACUUGCUUCAGUAACUUUCUAACUGUCAAGCAAGAACAAGAACCUUGACCUGUCACCUCCUAAAUCAAUUUGUUUGUGUUGUGUGAGUUUCUAAAUAAAUACGGUGUAAACGAAGCAUCGGUGCAACAAAAUGAUAGUAAAAUAGCACCGUGUACGUAAAAACUGAUCGCUUGCGCGUAAUUAGUGCACAACAAUGGCAUUCCAUCCCGUAUACUCCGGAGACAUCCUGCAUUUAAAUGUCGGUGGAAAAAACUUUUCCACGUCGAGACAAACAUUGACAUGGAUUCCAGACACAUUUUUUACAUCACUACUCAGCGGUCGCAUAUCGAGUUUACGAGACGAAAAAGGCGCUAUAUUUAUCGACCGCGACCCUACAAUCUUCUCGUCUAUUUUAAAUUAUUUACGAACCAGAGAGAUAUCGCUGAAGAAUAUUGACCUGAGGACUUUGAAGCAUGAGGCUGAAUAUUAUGGCAUUGCACCAUUGGUGAAGAGGCUGAAUCUUUGCGAGGAGAUGACACAUUCUGGUUGUGGUGAUGUACUGUUUUGUGGUUCACUGCCACCACCAAUAAUUCCUGUGAAUGACUUGGCACCAACCACAUCAAUUGAAACAACAGCUGUGCAUAAACCUAAUAGAACUGCAAAUGAUACAGUUGUUGUUAAUGAGGCAGUCAAUGAAAACACAGCUGGUGUAAGUGGUUUGCAAUGUCCACCUAUUGCUGCACCAUUGGUUACACCACAAGUACUCAAUGGGAACUUUUUACAAACGCGUCCCACAGGCCACACACGAAAUCCUUCGCUGGAAUUGCGAGGGAUAUCGGGUAGUUGUAGUCGUAGCUCGCAGGAUCUGCGAGGUUUAGCAGCGAGGGGUCCACCUGGACCUGGUCAUUCUAGGGCUGCGUCUUUGGAUCUGCGACAUGCGCGUAAUUCGUCUGCAGAUCUUAAUAAAUUAUUUCGGAAUGAUUUGGGGCUUAUUUUUAGUACAACAAAUUCCGGUUGGGCUGAUCCUUUACGCGUGCAAAUCAUAAAAGCACAUCACAAUUGGUUUGUGGUUGCCUAUGCACAUUUUUCUGUAAUUUUUAGUCUGAAGGAUUCAAGUGGUUGGCAACUUGUUUUUACGAGUCCUUACAUAGAGCAUUGCAUUGAACGCAUCGCAAUUAAUGCAAAAAUGGGCAGUGGAAGUGCUGGUGAAGCAACCAAAAUGGUGGCGAUUUCAUACGGCAGUCAAGUUAGGUUAUGGGGAAUUUCAGAAGAUGGCGUUAGGACUAAUAUUGGUACUUUUAAUUUGCAAGUGCGCGUCGAGUAUUUAUUUUUCAUCGGUAGUCAACUGGUGGCUUUGUCUUCAUCUGGUAAACUCGGCGUUUGGCAUGCGAUGACUCAGCACUGGCAAACGCAAGAUGUCGUCCCCAUCGCUUCGUUUGAUACAGCAGGCUCUUUUUUACUUUUGGGUUGUAACAAUGGUUGUAUUUAUUAUAUUGAUAUGCAAAAGUUUCCACUACGUAUGAAGGACAACGAUCUUCUUGUCACCGAAUUAUACAAGGACCCGAACAACGAUCCAGUGACAGCAAUCUCCGUCUACCUAACACCAAAGACAACUUCGGAGAGGGGCCGCGAAGAUUUAUGCGGGAAUUGGAUCGAGAUUGCGUAUGGUACUAAAUCGGGAUCAGUGCGUGUCAUCGUACAACAUCCGGAGACGGUUGGACAUGGCCCACAAUUAUUCCAGACGUUUACAGUUCAUCAAAGUCCUGUCACAAAGGUUACAUUAUCUGAGAAAUAUUUAGUCUCAGUGUGUUGUGAAUACAACCAUGUGCGCAGUUGGCGUGUAACACGUUUCCGAGGGAUGAUUUCCACACAACCAGGAUCCACUCCAGAGGCUUCUUUUAAAAUUGUUUCGCUUGAAUCAGUUGAACCGUGUAUUAGUUAUUCGACCGCUAAUGACUGUGGUCCCUUUGGUGAACAGGACGAUGAGCAGGUUUUCGUACAGAAGGUUGUUCCAGACAAUGAUCAAUUAUAUGUCAGAUUGGCUAGUAAUGGAAAAAGGGUUUGUGUUAUAAAGGCAGUGGAUGGAAGCACUGUAAGCGCAUUCUUCGUGCAUGAAUGCGAAGGAUCCAGCCGGAUGGGCUCACGACCGCGAAGAUUCAUCUUCACUGGUCACUCGAACGGCUCAAUUCAAAUGUGGGAUCUAACCACGGCAUUAGAUCCAUCUUAUAAGACUGAUACAGAAAUGACGAAUGGAGGUCCAUCACCAGAGGAAUUAUUGCGUCUGGUGGACCAAUGUGAUCUGAGCAACAGCCUGUGUUCGACACCGUGCAUGUCGCCAUCGCCCUCACUCGCCGCCGCCGUGCGCCUCAAGUCGAGCAAUGUCGCAUUCCUCAACCAGUUGAACCAGGACAGCGACAAAUCGUCUAGUUCCAAUUGAUAUUCGAAUAUGUUGAUUGCUUUCUCUCGUUGACGUAUAAACAUUUCGGUGCUACUUUCUUGCCAAGCAUAUGUAGAGGCUCUCAUGUACUUGUUAUAAAUAAUUGCUCACUGGCUACAGUAAUUUGUAAAGGAUUUAGUUAUAAAAAGACACGUUCGUAUUAUA